CUUGCACUCGUGCGCGCGCUCGUUUGCCUGCUUCCUGCCGCCGCCUGCGGGGCCAUGGCGACCUGGCUGCGGUUGCGGAGCUGCCGGGCCCCGCGCCUCCCGCCGGCGCCUGCGGGCCUCGGCCUGAGCCCCCGCGGCUCGGUGCCCGCCGCGCCCGCGCUCGCCUCGGCGCAGCCCGGCCGCUCUGCCGGGGGCCUGGCGGGCCUGUCCGCGGCGCUGCUGCGCACCGAGGGCUUCGUGGGCGGCCGCUGGCUCCCGGCCGCCGCUGCCUUCCCGGUGCACGACCCGGCCAGCGGCGCCGAGCUGGGCUUAGUGGCCGACUACGGGGUGCCCGAGACCCGCGCCGCGGUGCGCGCCGCCUACGAGGCCUUCUGCAGCUGGAGGGGCGUCUCGGCCAAGGAGAGGAGUUCUUUGCUUCGGAAAUGGUACGACUUAAUGAUACAAAAUAAGGAUGACCUUGCCAGGAUAAUUACAGCCGAAAGCGGGAAGCCACUGAAGGAGGCGCAGGGGGAAGUUGUCUAUUCUGCCCUUUUCCUGGAGUGGUUUUCAGAGGAAGCCCGUCGCAUCUACGGAGACAUCAUCUACACCCCCACGAGAGACCGGCGGGCCCUGGUCCUCAAGCAGCCCCUCGGGGUGGCCGCAGUCAUCACCCCGUGGAAUUUCCCCAGUGCCAUGAUCACCCGGAAGGUGGGGGCCGCCCUGGCAGCUGGCUGCACCGUGGUGGUAAAACCCGCCGAGCACACGCCCUUCUCCGCCCUGGCCCUGGCCGAGCUUGCAAACCAGGCUGGCAUUCCCCCAGGUGUGUACAAUGUUAUUCCCUGCUCUAGAAAGAAGGCAAAGGAAGUAGGGGAAGCACUUUGUACUGAUCCUCUAGUGUCCAAAAUAUCCUUUACUGGCUCAACAGCGACUGGAAAGGUGCUGCUGCACCACGCCGCGGGCUCCGUGAAGAGGGUCUCCAUGGAGCUGGGCGGCCACGCCCCAUUCAUCGUCUUCGACAGCGCCAACGUGGACCAGGCUGUAGCAGGGGCCAUGGCGUCCAAAUUCAGGAACUCUGGACAGACUUGUGUUUGCUCAAACCGUUUCUUGGUGCAAAGGGGUAUCCAUGAUUCCUUCGUGAAGAAAUUUGCUGAGGCGAUCCAAACAAAUCUGCGUGUGGGCAAUGGAUUUGAGGAGAGAACUACUCAAGGCCCAUUAAUUGAUGAAAAGGCAGUAGAAAAGGUAGAGACACACGUAAGUGAUGCAGUUUCCAAAGGGGCCACUGUUGUGACUGGCGGGAAGCGACACCAGCUUGGAAAAAAUUUCUUUGAGCCCACCCUGCUCAGCAACGUCACUGGGGAUAUGCUGUGCGCCCAUGAAGAGACAUUUGGGCCUCUGGCGCCCGUUAUCAAGUUCGACACGGAGGAGGAGGCCGUGGCGAUCGCUAAUGCGACCGACGUGGGGCUGGCAGGUUAUUUCUACUCUCAAGACCCAGCCCAGAUCUGGAGAGUAGCAGAGCAGCUGGAAGUGGGCAUGGUUGGCGUCAACGAAGGACUGAUCUCGUCUGUGGAGUGCCCCUUCGGGGGCGUGAAGCAGUCGGGCCUCGGGCGAGAGGGCUCCAAGUACGGCAUUGAUGAGUAUCUGGAACUCAAAUACGUGUGUUUCGGGGGCUUGUAGGGUUCGCUAGUUCUUUCAGAAAUAAAAAAGGAAGCUAGCCUCCAUAUAGGGGGACAUGCCAUCCAUUAUUUUAAGUUAACUUGUAGGGAUUAGGCAUUUUUAAAGUCUCAUCCAGUGCGCAUCAUCUCAAGCAGAGGUGAAUCCCACCCCUCCGCGGACCUGACUCAGGACCCACGGAUGCCCUGUGCCUGUGGCGGCUGUCCCCCGCCAGCAGGGCCCCAGGGUCCAUCACGAAGGCUCCAUCACUGCCUGGGCGGCCUGGGGGCCCCGCGUUCCGACCAGAGGUCUGCAGGGAAGAGCCCCAGGCACGACACGCAGGCCGGCCGGGCCGGGCACAGCAGCCCCGGCCACCCGGCGACUCAGCACUGCAGACCCCGCUGCGCGUUCAGAGGUCUGGGCGCACGGGCUGAAGUACUCAGACCUCUGAAACAGCCCAGAACUGCCUGUGUUUCUGUGGGCAGUGAAGGAGCACCUUUCCCUUUUCCUGGACCUUUUUUUUUUUCUUAGAUUUUGUCUUAGAUUUUGUCUUAGUAGUCUCUACACCCAGCAUGGGGCUGGAACUCACGACCCCGAGAUGAAGAGUAGCAGGCUCCGCCGACUGAGACUGCCAGGCCCCUGGACAAUUUUUUAAGUUGAAGGCUUCGUCCUAAAUAUACGACUUAAAGAUCAUGUUUUCAUUUCCAUCCCAUGUUUUAUCUCAAUUUGUUUCCUUUAGGAAGCGAGCCUAAGCCUAAAGCAGAGCCCCGGCCCGCUU
Messenger RNA from Mustela erminea (ermine), 2407 nucleotides. RefSeq names its product aldehyde dehydrogenase 5 family member A1 (gene ALDH5A1). The transcript has 10 exons. NCBI's taxonomy places the organism in Eukaryota, Metazoa, Chordata, Mammalia, Carnivora, Mustelidae. The record is from RefSeq and is a predicted model, not a curated record. The coding region runs from base 55 to 1653 and encodes 532 amino acids. Gene Ontology annotation, molecular function: succinate-semialdehyde dehydrogenase (NAD+) activity. Gene Ontology annotation, biological process: GABA catabolic process.